Messenger RNA from Pneumocystis jirovecii RU7, 2938 nucleotides. RefSeq lists its product as uncharacterized. The record is from RefSeq and is a predicted model, not a curated record. Gene Ontology annotation, cellular component: GID complex. Gene Ontology annotation, biological process: proteasome-mediated ubiquitin-dependent protein catabolic process. The coding region runs from base 1 to 2874 and encodes 957 amino acids. Gene Ontology annotation, molecular function: protein binding. The transcript is spliced from 12 exons. Lineage: Eukaryota; Fungi; Ascomycota; Pneumocystomycetes; Pneumocystales; Pneumocystaceae.
AUGUACGGUCAUCAAACCGCCACGACGCUGACGGCGACUUCUUUGCCCACUUCUCCUCAGCUUCCCUCUUUUCUUCUCUUUUCUCCUCUACCUCAAUACUCAGCGUCUCCCGCCCAAACCGCGCCCCGUGCAGGUCAUGGUACGCCUCGUCCGCGUCCCGUGAGUCCUCAUACUCAACAAACGCAAACCUAUUGCCUCAGAACACCCCUCCAGCUCUAUAUACCUACGGCCGCGCGCCCAGUUUCCGCGGUACUGGGAUACGGGUCUAUUAGACGUGUUUUUGCACUGUUUUUUGCAAAAACACUGCCUAUACGGCCUACUUUUCAAACUUGUGCGCGAGGUCCUUUGCACGGACGUCGCUCGAAAACCCAAGAGGUGAGAGUGAUUUUUGUGUGGGGUAACGGCAACGGAGGACGGGAGAACGGAGAAGAGAGAAAGAGGAAGAAAAGAGGGAGAAGAGGCGGAAAAACGACGGACGGGAUCUGGACGGCAUUUACACAAGGGCUGGGUGGCGCUUGGGCGGCGUUUGGGGGGAAAACAGGGGCAGAGAACGAAAGAAGCGAAAAAAGAGGAGAAGAAGGGGAAAAAAAGGGAAUUGAGGGCGAAGGAGGGGAGAAAAGAGGGAAAAGACCAGUGGAGAUAGAAGAGGGAAGGCAGGAGGAGGGGGAAGAGUGUUUUUUUCCGGGAGAAAAGGGGGGAAACGGGAGAUCAGGGGGCAAAAAAGAAGGAGAGAAGAUGGAGGGGGAAAAAGAGGAAAAAGAGGGAGAAAAAGGGACUGGAAGAGACUGGGAGGGAGUGGCAGAGGCAGCAGGAGAGAUGGACGUGGCGCAGGAGGGCCUGGAGGGGGAAGGAGGGGCGGAAGAAGGGGCAGUGGGGGUGGAGAGGCUGCGGGUGCUGAAAAACGAGGUGAUUGGGUAUCCAGAGCGGAAAAAGCAGCUUCUGGAGCAGGGAGUGCUUGGGGUGCUUGGGAAGGUGCUGGAGAGGGGCGAGGAAGCGGCAAAAAUCGAGGCAAUUAUAGUGCUGCGGUCGCUUGCACAGGGAGGAGAAAAAUAUGCAACGUGUAUCUGCAGAUCGGGGAUUGUGGACCAGCUGUUUGGAUUUGUUGUGGAAGGGACAGAAAAGCUGAUGACGGUGUCUCUCAAGGCACUGGUGACAACGCUGAGAGGAGCAGCGGGGGUUCUGGGUGGAUUGGAGGCGUUGGGGGUGCAGGGGAUACCGCAGGAGGCAGUAGAUCGGUUUGUGAGUAUUCUUAGGGGGUGGAGGAGGGAGGAAUUUUGGCAAAAAGGAUAUGAACAGGCAUCGUUGGCAGCACAUAUCAUUGCGGUGUGUGCAGGAGCAGGAGAGCAGAAAAAUGAGCUUGGGGGAUGGGGUAUUCUAGAAAUAUUGGUAGAGAUUGUGUGGGAGAUUGGGGAUCGGUCGAAGAAGAAGACAGAGGAGCGUUUUUACAGCACAAAACUAUUAGAUGCAGCGCUGCAGGCGCUAUCAUCACUUAGCCACAAGCAGGAUAUGUAUGGAUCGCAGAUAGCAGCGUCAUACAGGCAGCCAGGAAGCAAUAUAAAUGAGGGAUACCCGAUGAUCAGCAAACUUUUGAAGCUUGUGAAGGAUGUAGAGACGCCUAUCCGUUUGGGGGCAUCAGGAUGUCUGGCAAACAUGUAUAGGAGUGGAGCGAUUCCAAAAAGAUACAUAAAUGAGCUAGAAUAUACAGUGAUUCCAAUUUUGGUUCGAUUACUUGAUGAAGAGGAACGUGUGAGGGAGAGAGCACUGGCAAUUUUGGCAUAUCUGGUAACAGACAACGAUGAAAUGCAGAGGGCAGCGUGUGAUGCAGAUGUGAUAAAGAAGCUGGCAGGCAUUCUACACCAUAUAAACAACAGCCCGUUUCAGGAAGAGACGGGAAGCACAAAUGACAAGAUUGUUGAGGCAGUCUUUCUUGCAAUAGCGGCUUUGACAUUGUUCAAGGAUGAUUAUCGGAAACAAGUGAUUAAUGCAAAGAUUGUUCCCUAUAUUGUGUUGGCAUUGUCGCACCGGUCGGCAGGGGUGCGUGUAGCAGCAUGCCAAUGCACAAGAAGCCUAUCACGAAGCGUUUGUGUUCUUAGAAGUAACUUGGUGGAUGCAGGGAUUACGGAUCCCUUGUUUGUAUUGUUAACGGAUGAUGAUUUGAAAGUAAAGACAGCAGCGUGUGCAGCUGUUUGUAAUUUAGUGUUGGAUUUUUCCCCAAUGCGCUCGGCUAUCAUGGAAAAGGGAGCACUUAAGAUUAUGUGCGAACAUGCUAAAAAUGAGAAUUCGGCAUUAAGGUUGAAUGCAGUAUGGGCAUUAAAGCAUAUUGUUUAUGCAGCCGAGACAGAGAUUAAGAAAAAUGUGUUAAAAGAACUGGGUUAUAAUGCACUUAUAAAAUUAUGUGAUGAUUCUGAAAUUGGUGUUCAGGAACAGGCCUUGGAUGUCAUUAGAAAUGUUAUAUGUGGUCAACAAGAAAAUAUUGAUUUAUUAUUGAACAAUAUAGGGACCUCUCAAAUCAUAUCUAUUAUAAAGGGAAAACUUGCUUCGGGCUUUACCGAGAUUAUAACUGCUGCAAUAUAUAUAUGUGUUCAUAUUGCAUCUGGCAGUGAUAUACAUAGAAAUAUUAUUAUAGAAGAAAAUGAAAUUCUACAGUUAAUUUUAAAACAUAUAGGACAUACGAGCUUUGAAGUCCGUUUAGGGUGUUUAUGGGUAUUAAUAAACCUCACAUGGAGCGACGAUAAUUCUGAUAAGGUUAUGAAAGAACAUCGAAAUCAAGUCCUCAAGGAUAUAGGUUUUUUAGAAAAAUUGAAACUUAUGCAAAAUGAUUCCUCUUCUGAUAUUCGUGAAAGAGUUAAAACUGCAUUGUCUCAACUCGAAUGAAAUGUUAUAUUUCUACACUAUCACUCUAUGAAAUAAAUAAUUUGUGAAUUGGAAACGUAUUUAC